CUUGCAGCUACAGCUCCAAACGUUGGCAGCUGCGUGGAUCAGCCCAGACCCCCAGGAGGGGACAGAUGGACAGAGCCGCAGGGUGACAGGGAGCUGUUUCCUGAGGGGGAGCUACUGCUGCAGGCACUCAAUGGAUUUGCCAUCGCCGCGACUGGAGACGGCUACAUCUUCUACAUCUCCCCUGCCGUGCGGGACUACUUGGGCUUCCACCAGUCAGAUUUCAUCUACCAGAGUGUGUACGAGAUGAUCCAUGCGGGCGACAGGGCCGUCUUCCGCCGCCAGCUGCACAGGACCCCACUGCAUUUUGGAAAGCUUCCUUUUGAUUUUCCAGCUUUUCCCCCUGAGCAGCCGCUGCUUGCCAGACGCAGCGCCACGUCCAGCCCCCAGCACCUCCAUGCUGAGAAGCAAUCCUUGGUGGAGAGGAGCUUCACCUGCCGCUUCCGCUGCCUGCUGGAUAACUCCUCGGGAUUCUUGGCCUUGAAUUUCCACCACCAUUACGGGUGCCUGAAGUUCCUUCUUGGGCAGCAAAAGUCAGCAGCAGACAAGUCCCCAGUUGCUCUCUUUGCCAUUGCCACACUCCUCCAGCCUCUCUCCAUCCUGGAGCUCCAGACCAAAACACUGAUCUUCCAGACAAAGCACAAGCUGGACUUCACUCCCAUGACCUGUGAUUCCCGGAGGAAGGUUGUCCUGGGAUACACAGAAGUGGAGCUGUGCAGAAGAGGGUCCGGAUACCAGUUUGUUCAUGCGGCUGACAUGAUGCACUGUGCAGAGCACCAUGUGAGAAUGAUGAAGACAGGGGAGAGCGGGCUGACGGUAUUCUGGCUGCUGACCAAGAGGAGCAGCUGGGUGUGGGUGCAGGCCAACGCACGGCUGGUGUACAAACUGAUGCCCAACUGCAUCAUCGCCCGCCAGCGAGCCCUGUCGAAUGAAGAAGGGGAGGAACAUCUCCAGAAGAGAAACUUGCAGCUGCCUUUCAGCUUUGCCACCACCGGUAUCCUGAACAAAUUGUGCCAUCCCAUUGUUGUUCUUCUGAUUUUAGUUAUGAUUGGUUUUGUUUUAUCAGUAAUCUUGCUUAUUGUAAAUUGGAGAAUGAUGAAACGAUGAACAAAAUUAACAUCUAUAAUUAAUGCAUACCACUUGGCCGACAUCCUUUACACUAUAGAUGUUCCCAGGACUGUAGACACAAGAAGAUUAUAGGGUUGGUAGAUAUGUUUUACAUCAUUUUCUUUUAUGAUUUGUUUUAAUCACUGUUUUAAUUAUUUUUGUUUCUUGAUUAUAAAAUUAUACUGAGUAAUAUCGAUGAUACUAGGUUUAUUACUUUACUGCUUAAUA
Vidua chalybeata is the source of this 1332-nucleotide messenger RNA. RefSeq names its product aryl hydrocarbon receptor-like. Gene Ontology annotation, biological process: regulation of transcription by RNA polymerase II. Gene Ontology annotation, molecular function: nuclear receptor activity; transcription cis-regulatory region binding. Gene Ontology annotation, cellular component: aryl hydrocarbon receptor complex; nucleus. Lineage: Eukaryota; Metazoa; Chordata; Aves; Passeriformes; Viduidae. The record is from RefSeq and is a predicted model, not a curated record.